AUGCGCAAAGAUCUAUCAACCCAGGCAUCGCUCGCUCUCGUUACAGUGCGCACCUAUGGUGGCCGUGAUCGAUGUGGCUCAAGUCUUACGGUCUAUGGGAGCCCAAUUCAGUGGCACCCGCAGGUGCUUUUUCGCGUGCGAUCUGCGUUUUCGAUAUGUCUGCCAAUGCGCCGCCAGGGCGCGGCUUCUUCUUCUCUUUCUUCUUCUUAUCUUUGUUUUGUCUUCUUUUUCGCUGGUCCUCUUUCGCGUUGUCUUGCCAUGAGCUCCCUUCGCGAGCAGCGCUGUGCCUGGCAAGGUCCUGCCUGCGGCUUGGUAUCGAUGACUCGCGCCCCCGGGUUGCGGCUCCUGGCGGCGCCGGCCGCCGCCGCCCUCGCGGCCGCGGCUCUGACUGCGCCGCCGCCGGCGGACGCCCUGCCAGCGGUCUCGUGCCCGCCGGCGCCGUUGCUCGCGCACCAUGCCGGCGGCCCGGCCGCCCCGGAGCACCCGGACCGCGCCGACUGCGCCGCGGGCCUCGAGGCCCCGCACGUGGCGCUGCUGCAGUCCAAGCUGAACCUGGGCGGCGCCGCGCCCCGCGCCGACGGCCCGCGCGCCGCCCUGGCGGAGUGGUUCGCGGAGGCCGACGCCGACCGCGACGGUCUGCUCACCGCGGCCGAGUUCGGCGCCUGGGCGGGGGCGCCUUCCACUGCCGGCGCCGCGCUGGGUGUGGCGCCGGCCGUGACGGCGGAGCUGGACCGAG
Molecule: messenger RNA, 736 nt
Organism: Prorocentrum cordatum
Lineage: Eukaryota; Dinophyceae; Prorocentrales; Prorocentraceae
Source: the annotation of a GenBank genome assembly